Molecule: messenger RNA, 16046 nt
Organism: Corythoichthys intestinalis (scribbled pipefish)
Lineage: Eukaryota; Metazoa; Chordata; Actinopteri; Syngnathiformes; Syngnathidae
Gene: slitrk5
Product: SLIT and NTRK-like protein 5
Exons: 2
Coding region: 501-3128 (875 amino acids)
Biological process (GO): positive regulation of synapse assembly; regulation of presynapse assembly; axonogenesis
Cellular component (GO): membrane
Molecular function (GO): protein binding
Source: RefSeq, a predicted model, not a curated record
GAUUCGUGCUUCUCCCUGCGUGCACAUGAAUGAAAGUCACGGCUCCGGUCUCCUCUAAUGUGGGAUUACUGUGCUCUUUUUUUUUUUGCCUUUUUAGCCUUCAUUUCCCGCAUUUUUGGUUUUUUGAAAUGAAAAAUUGUGCCUGCCAACUUUGAUUCGUGGCGUUCUUUAAAAUGACACUGCUGAAUUCAUCUGCUGGAAGAAGACUGGAGCCAAUAUCGGCGCGCCAGCUGACUCGUCAAUGAGACUGUUAUGGAGCUAAACGCAGAGGAGACUUGAAUCUUAAGAAUUCUCCCGGCUGCUAUACCGAAAUCCAUGUUUGCACCAAGACCGGAGCCCGAAGAAGGGCUAUGGGCGUGAUAUCUUUUUCAUUUUAAUUUGUUCUUUUUCCCUCUCUCUCGUUGCUGUUGCGGAUGCGUUGGCGUUUACAGGCAUCUGCACGAUGACAACUCAUACUGAGACCCCACUUGAGUGAGCUGGGGCGUCAACACCCAGGAAACAUGCAUAUCUGGGCCCUAAAUGUAAUCCUUGUGAUUGCAUCAUCUCUAAGGCUGGUCGAGAUGUAUGACAAUUACGGGGAAAUCUGCCGCAACCUAUGCACGUGCGAGGAGAAGGAAGGCGUCCUCAUCGUCAGCUGCGAGAACCGCGGAAUCAUCAGACUGACGGAGAUCAGCCCGGUUCAGUUCUCCGCCUACCACCUCCUGCUGACGGGAAACCUGCUGAAAAAACUCUUGGUCAACGAUUUCAUCAAUUACACCGGAGUGACCAUCCUGCACUUGGGAAACAAUGACAUUUCCGAGAUCGAAUCCGGCGCCUUCAACGGGCUCCAGGGAUUAAAGAGGUUGCACUUGAAUAACAACAAAAUAGACGCUCUGAAAGAUGACACGUUCGCGGGACUGGAGAGUUUGGAAUACCUUCAGAUCGAUUAUAAUUACAUCAGCAACAUUGAGCCCAACACUUUGAGCAAGCUGCACCAACUGACGGUGAUGAUUCUGAAUGACAACUUGCUCUCUUUCAUGCCCGCUAACAUAUUUCGCAACGUCCCCCUCACGCACUUGGACCUGCGGGGGAACCGCUUAAAAAUGUUUCCGUACAUCGGGCUCCUGGAGCACAUGGACAAGGUUGUGGAAUUACAGCUGGAGGAGAAUCCGUGGAACUGCUCAUGCGAGCUGAUUGCACUCAAGGCCUGGCUGGAGAGUAUCGCCUACACGGCUCUAGUGGGAGAAGUGGUGUGCGAGACCCCUUUCAGGCUACACGGGAGGGACCUGGACGAGGUGUCCAAGCAGGAACUCUGCCCGAGGAGGCCCCAAGAGGACACGGUAAGGCCGGCGCCUCCGAGUAGCACCAACGGAUAUUACCAGACGACGCCGGCGGCCGUCACCGCCUCCGCCACUUCGUCCGCCGUCUUUCGGUCGUCUUCUCGACCUACCAAGGGCACGCGGCAAUUCAACCGGACCCGGUUAAAGCCCACGUCCCGACUCCCGGGCGGUAGCCCUUACAACUACGGCCCCAUUAUUGCUUUUCAGACCAAAUCCCCCGUGCCUUUGGACUGCCCCACCGCCUGCACGUGCAACCUGCAGAUAUCGGAAAUCGGAUUGAAUGUCAAUUGCCAAGAGCGAAAGAUCGAAAGCAUCUCUGACCUGAAACCCAAGCCAUACAAUCCGAAAAAAAUGUACCUUACCGGCAAUUACAUCCCCGUGGUACGGAGAUCAGAUUUUGUCGACGCCAUCGGAUUGGAUUUGCUUCACCUUGGAAACAACAGGAUAACUGUGAUCCAUGACAGGGCUUUUGGGGAUUUAACAAAUCUGCGUAGGCUGUAUUUAAAUGGUAAUCUCAUGGACAGGCUCACAGGGGAAAUGUUUUUUGGGUUGCAGAACUUGCAAUAUCUUUAUUUAGAAUACAAUAAAAUCAAGGAGGUUGACGGGGGCGCCUUUCGCUACCUUACCAAUCUCCAGCUGCUGUUUCUGAAUAAUAACCUCCUGAAAACAUUACCCGUGGGCAUUUUUUCCAGCCUCUCCUUGUCUCGGCUUAAUCUGCGCAACAACCGCUUCCAAAACCUGCCUGUGAGCGGUGUUUUAGACCAGCUCAAGCUACUGGUGCAGAUCGAUCUCUUCGAGAACCCCUGGGACUGCUCCUGCGAUAUCGUGGGAAUGAAAAUAUGGCUGGAGCAGCUCGGCGCCGGCACCGUGGUCAACGAGGUCGUGUGCGAGACGCCCAAACGCCACGCCAAAACCGACCUGCGUUCCGUCUCGUCGGAGCAGCUGUGCCCCGACUACUCCGACGCCUACGUUUCGCCCGCCUCCCCCACCGAGGAGCCGCUAGACGACCGGGCCGUCCCCACGGACGCGCCCCGCAAAUUCAACUCCCCCGGCGGCACCGUCCCCCUCUCCGUCCUGAUCCUGAGCCUCUUGCUGGUCUUCAUCAUGUCCGUCUUUGUGGCGGCGGGCCUGUUCGUGGUGGUGAUGAAGAAGCGCAAGAAAUCCCAGAGCGACCGCGCCAGCACCAACAACUCUGACGUCAGCUCCUUCAAUUUGCAGUACAGCCUCUACAGCAACCGCUCCGGCCCGAAAGCCAAGGCGCCGGCCGGUCACGUCUACGAGUACAUUCCGCAUCCCAUGGGUCACAUGUGCAAAAACCCUAUUUACAGAUCCAGGGAAGGGAACGCAGUGGAGGAUUACCGCGACCUUCACGAGCUCAAGGUGACUUACAGGAGUACCCCGGACGAGGAGAGGAAUCGCAGCAUGCUGAGGAGCCCCGCGUACAGCGUCAGCACCAUCGAACCGCGCGACGACCCCUCCCCGGUCCAGGAUGCGGACCACUUCUUCAGAGGGAUCCUGGAGGCCGAUAAGCAGUCUCCUCAUCAAUCCAUCCCGGCCCUCCCGGUGGGGGCGAAUCUAGAGUACAAGUACACCGGCCCGGUGUCGUACACCUACAACCCCAAUUUUGAUGUCAGGCGCCAGUUCUUGCACCCGGACAGGAUUAGAGAAACGGUGCUCUACGGCACAUCGCCCAGUACUGUUUACGUGGAGCCCAACAGAAACGAAUACUUGGAGUUAAAAGCAAAACUGCAGUCUGAGCCCGAUUACCUCGAAGUUCUUGAGAAACAGACCACCUUCAGCCAGUUCUGAGCCGCAAAGUCAUGCAAAAUGAAGCAUUUUGUCCCGUUUUAACCCUUCGGGAAACUCGGGUGCCUUGGCACAUACGGUACACGGACAAGCAGGAGGAAAGUUCUGCGGGGUGUGCCGAACAGUCUUCUUUUUAUUUGUGCGACGUGACAUUACGAGAACGGCGGAUGAACACAAAUUGCUAACUAACAAUGCAAAUUUUAUUUUUAUAUAGCAAUGAUUUGAAGUGUAUAGGUAUGCCCAGCUUCAAAUUCAGGAAUAAAACGACGCGUAGGGUUUAUGGUCACAGCCAGAAAAUAGAAAAAAAAAAUGUUGAUACAAUCACCCCCUGGAAAAAGAAAAAAAAACAGCAACAGAAAACAAAACAAACUGUACAGCAGAUGAUAAAACUGUGUAGGAUUAUUUCCUGCUGUAGUCUGUAAGUAAGUAUUUAUUGAUAUAACCUGCCAUGUUUCAAUAUCAAACUUUUGAUUCAACAUCAACCUGUGUCAUACAUCACCAUUUUCCGAAGGAAGAAAAAAAAAGGCUUUUGUUCGGUUGUUUCAUUUCCUGUAGCUUGGCAUUGUAAAGUGGCUUUCUAGUUUUCGAAGGAAAUGGCACACCCCAAAUAUAUAUACAUAUUUUAUAUAUAUGACUGUGUCAAUUGACGAGGAAGACAAAAAAAAAAAAAGAAGCGUCUUUGUAUGAUUUCAGCACUUUUUUGGGAAUUAGAAGACAAGCUCACCAGAUCUCAUAUAAACAGAGAGGAUUACAGGUAGUCCCCGGGUUACGGCGCACGCGAUUUCGACUUUACGAGGCAGGAGUCUCAUCCGCCAUUUUGUUAGUUGCGUAAACAGUAUCUUAUUGUACCUUUCAGAAUCUUAUUUUUUUAUUAUUAAAAAAUGUUCUGUCCUCACUAAAGGUGAAGUUGUUCAGCUUUACAGACAUCAAACAAUCGUGGUUUUUGAAGCUUUUUACUUCCUUCACGUUUGCAAAACUGUAACACACAUACAUGUACUCUUAUGCAGGAGUAAAAGUGGCUAGAAUUUCCUGCCGGAACUCCCUGACUCCUUUUUUUAAAUAUUGUUUAGGGGCGGUGGGGGACAUUGAGGGGGGAGGUCCUUCUUCCUACAACCACUAAAAUUCAAAAACUACCUUUGGCACAGUUAUAAAUAUACCGUAUUGGCUCGAAUAUAAGACGGCCCUGAUUAUAAGAAGACGACCCCCUUUUUCAAGACUCAAGUUUGAAAAACGACUUUUUGAGCACCAAAUUAAUUUUUAUACAGAAAAUAAUUACAUUACAUCCAGGGGUGAAAGUGGCUAGAAUUUCUCCCAGACGUAAAGAUCGUUACGGAGCCAGAAAUUGUAUUUAUCUAUUUAUUCAUUUCAUUUGGGGUGGGGGUCAAACCUCUUAAACUACUGAAAUGCAAAGAAAACUGUUUUAGCACAGUUAUUUCUAUAACAUAUACAAAAACUGAUUGUCAUUCAAAAUUGUAUUUUUUCCAAAAUAAAAGUAAACAAAAACAGCAAUAACCCCAACCCUCAUCUCCUAAUUUUUAUUUUCCCUCAUUUCCUCACAUACUAAAUGCCAAAUCUCAAUUUGAACUACUUAAGAACAUAAGACAUUAUAUUGAAAUUGAAGUUAAAGUAAACGUUUUUUUUUUUUUAAUAAUAAAGUUAUAAGUAACAUACAUGCAAAGUGAAAUGGACUAUAUUUUGAAGAUCAUGCAAACAUUGACUUUUUGAAAUCAUAAGGAAAUGAAUAAGUAGCCUAACAUAAAUAUAAGUCCAAAGUGCACAUUGACAACUAAGAAGUUCUGAACCUCCCCAUCAGAGUAAACAAAACUUAAUAUGAUAAAUAAGCCUCCUCAAUCCUUUCGUAGCUCUUAAAGGUUUGAUCCAUUUUAUGUUGCAUUGCCCUUUUUUUUGUCGCAUCAAUUCAAACAUUUUUUUUUUUUUUUUUGCUGUUCCAGAAAACAUGCACAUUUAAACCAAUCAGAGCUAACCAUCUCUGCUGAUCACAUCAGUAUGUCAGUCAAUUGAAUGGAUAAAUGGCGUUUUGCUUUGUUGCGUGCAUUCGCACAUUGACGUGACUCAUAAUCGUCAGACUCAGAUAACUGCAGCAUCUGGGGAUACCUCCAUGCUGUCUGUGGAAUAAAAUCAAUAAUAAAUGCAUGCAUGUGUGGCAGCUUAGCAUUUUUAUAUUUUUUGCGUUUUGACAGUUGCUGUCAUAUUUUCAUAAUCAAAGCACCGUGUACCGGAACAGCAUUCCGGCCCUGAAUCUUAUACCGGAACUGCGUUCUGGCCCUGAAUCUUAUACCGGAACUACGUUCCUGACAGUUCUGGCCCACUUUCACCCCUGAUUACAUCUGAAACAAAUGAUUAUGACAAUAUAUUUGAGAGAAAAAGCAUAUUAUUUUGCCUUAUUCAAAUCUUAAUAUCUGAACUAGGGCUGUCAAAAUGACUGCGUUAACGCGCGGUAAUUAAUAUUUUUAAUUAAUCACGUUAAAAUAUUUGACGCAAUUAACGCACAUGCCCUGCUCAAACAUAUUAAAAUGACAGCACAGUGGAGUUUCCGCUUGUUACAUGUUUUUUGGUGUUUGGCGCCCUCUGCUGGCGCUUGGGUCCAACUGAUUUUAUGGGUUAGUACCAUGAGUGAGCAUGGUGUAAUUAUUGACAUCAACAAUGGCGAGCUACUAGUUUAUUUUUUGAUUGAAAAUUUCACAAAUUUUAAUUAAACAAAAACAUUAAGAGGGGUUUUAAUAUAAAAUUUCUAUAACAUUUAUCUUUUAAGAACUACAAGUCUUUCUAUCCGUGGAUCACUUUAAGAGAAUGUUAAUAAUGUUAAUGCCAUCUUGUUGAUUUAUUGUUAUAAUAAACAAAUACAGUACUUGUGUACCGUAUGUUGAAUGUAUAUAUCAGUCUUGUGUCUUAUCUUUCCAUUCCAACAAUAAUUAAUAGAAAAAUAUGGCAUAUUUUAUAGAUGGUUUGAAUUGCAAUUAAUUACGAUUAAUUAAUUUUUAAGCUGUAAUUAACUCGAUUAAAAAUUUUAAUCGUUUGACAGCCCUAAUCUGAACAUUUAAAUAUGUAAACUAAAGUGCAAUCACAUUCGUAAAUGAAUGGCUUCUGGUUUUUGAAAUGUAAAUAAACCAAUCUAUUGUGAUAAAACAACAAAAGUGCAAUAACUGCAUUAACCAUCAAAGUGAAGUCUAACUGUAACUAGUCUUGAAACAAAUCUGAAUAAGGAAAACCACUGCAAUAAAACAAUGCAAACUGUUUAAAUGAGAGUAGCUGAGCUCUGUCAUGACAGAACAUCACUUCAAUGAUAUCUGGCGCCAUCUAGCGUCAUGAAUGGAGAGAGUAGCUGAGAUCUGUCAUGACAGAACGUCGUUUCAAAGAUAUCUGGCGCCAUCUAGCGUCAUGAAUGGGCAGAGUAGCUGAGAUCUGUCAUGACAGAACAUUGCUUCAAUGAUAUUUGGCACCAUCUAGCGUCGUGAAUGGGUAUAAUGUCUAGACCACGAAUAUAUGACGACCCCCUCUUUUUCCGUCUUAUUUCAAUGCAAAAAACACCGUCUUAUAUUCGGGCCAAUAUGGUAAUAUACAAUAAAACACAAAAGGUUUCACACACACAGUGGUUAGCACGUUUCCCUCACAGUUCUGAGAUCAAGGGUUCAAUCCCAGACUCCGGCCUUCCUUUUUGGAGUUCACAUGCUCUCCCCGUGCCUGUGGGGGUUAUCUCCGGGCACUCCGGUUUCCCUCCACAUCCCAAAAACAUCCAUGGUAGGUUGAUCGAACACUCUAAAUUGUCCCUAGGUAUGACCCUUGUGAGGAUAAGCAGCUCGGAAAAUGAAUGAAUGCAUGAAAGAUUACACACAUGCAUUUGGCUACUGCAUUCCACUGGAACAAGGACAAACUGAUUUCCAUUCAAAAUUGUAGUUUUUCACUGAUUUACAAAAUUCCAUCUAAAACUCAAUCUAAUUGUUAUUUUCCUUCAUUUUCUCAAAUCUAAAAGCAAAACCUCGAAGAACAUAGGAUGCACUUUAAAAUUGAAGAUUAUGUAAACAUUGACUUUAUUUUUUUUUCAAAGUAAGAUAUAAUUAACAUACAUUAACAAUUUAAUAAGUACAAAUGACAUACAUUAUGCACAGUGAAAUGGAAUAUAUUUUCAAGACAAAGCAAACAUUGACUUUUUUUUUUAAUUAUCAGGAAAUAAAUAAGUAGCUUUACAUAAAUGAAGUCCAAAGUGACAUGGAAACAUGGAAGAUCAAAAUGAAAUAAACAUCAUGAAUUCUUUCCUUUCUCUUAAAGAUCUGAUCAAUUUUCCGUUGCAUUGCUCCUUUAAUUCAACAAGCUCAAUUUGUUGUUCCAAAAAAUGGAGAGGGCUCUAGCUGCAAACCGCCCUUCUCAGGCUCCUCUUCCGCUCAUCUCGGUCCUCUGUUUUGCACCCAACUCUCUUGGGGAGAGAAAACGUGCAUUUGAACCAAUCAGAGCUAACAAUCCUUGCUGAUCACAUGUCAGUAUGUCAGCCACCGUUUGACACCGCUUGUCAGAUACAGAGAGAGACCCUGGGAAGAACUACUUAGAAUAAAUAAAUGAAUACUAAAUAUAGGUGGAAACGGAUCACGGUACACAAGCACUAUAUUAGGCUUGUUGUUAAAACUUGUGUAUGUAAAUCUGGGGUUAGUAGAUUGUUCUUAUUGGAGAUGUAUGCCAGAAUGGCGUUCCGCCUCAAAAUUUCAUACCGGUACGCCGUUCCGGCUCCUUACGGCCCACUUUCACCUCUGCUCUUAUGUUCAAAAUGACACGCAUUUUAACAAUUAAACACUGAACACAAAGCAAUUGGCGUUCAGACGUCCAUCUAGUCUGAUCAAUAUGUAAAUUUAACUGAUUAAAUUUGCCCAACAAAAGUCUGCUAGCUUAAAUGCUACGAAUGCUAAUGUAUUUAGAAUUCUCAUCGCAAAUCGCUCACACAUAACAGCACAAGCUGUGGCGCAGUCGGUAGCUGGAGUUGUCCUGGGACCGAAGGGUCAGCGGUUUGAUUUCCGGCUACGACUGCCCACUGCCAAAGUGCCCUAGUGCAAGGCACUGAACCUUAAUUUGCCCCCAAUGGGUUGGCAGUGCCUUGUAUGGCAGCAACACCAUUAGUGUGUUAGUGUGAAAGAUAAAUGUGUGCUAAUGUAAAGAGCUAUUGCCGUUGUAAUGAUGUAGAUAAAUGCGCUAUAUAAGUGUUCUCCAUUUACCAUCUUUAAACGUCACGUAUUUUAACAGUAAAACACUUGACACAAAGCAUUCAGUGUUAAAAUGUCCAUCUCCUCUGAUCAAUAUGUAAAUUUAGCAGAUUAAAUUAGCCUAAUUUGCCUAACAAAAGCCCGCUAGCUUGAAUGCUACGAAUGCUAACGUAUUUACAAUUCUCAUGGCAAAUCGCUCACGCAUAACACCACAAGCUGUGGCACAGUUGGUAGCUGAAGUUGUCCUGGUACUAAAGGUUCAGCGGUUCGAUUCCUGGCUAAGACUGCCAACUGUCGAAGUGCCUUUGGGUAAGGCACUGAACCCUAAUGUGCCCCCGAUGAAUUGGCAGCGCCUUGCAUUGGCAGCAGCACCAUCGGUGUGUCAAUGUGUGCGUGAAAGGGUAAAUGUGUGCUAAUGUCUAAACGUCACGCAUUUUACCAAUCAAAGCAAUUGCGGUUCAAGCGUCCAUCAAGUCUGAUCAAUAUGUAAAUUUAGCACAUUAAAUUAGCCUAAUUUGCCUCACAAAAGUCCGCUAGGUUAAAUGCUACGUAUGCUAACGAAUUUACAAUUUUCAUAGCAAAUCACUCACAAAUAACACCACAACUGUGGCGCAGUUUGUAGCCGUAGUUGUCCUGAAGAGUCAGCAGUUCAUUUCCCGGCUACGACUGCCCACUGUCAAAAAUCUCUUGGGCAAAGCACUGAACCUUAAUUUGCACCCAAUGGGUUGGCAGUGCCCUGCAUGGCAGCAGCACCAUUGGUGUGUGAAUGUGUGCUAAUGUAAAGCGCUUUGGGCAUUGCAGCAAUGUAGAUCAGGGGUCCCCAAACUACAGCCCGCCUCCACAUUUGGUCCGGCCCCCUGAACAAUACCAGAAAGCAUUUUUAUUUUAUUUAUUUUUUUCUCAAUAGUGUUAUUUAUUUCCUGGCCUUUUUCUGUGAAGAACUUAUUUGGUUAUUAUCUAUUUUAUUAAUAUUGUUAUUAUUAUUUAUUAAUAUAUUAUAUUAUUAUUUUAUUUACUUUUGUUCCGUGAAGAAUCCAGAAAGGGUUAUUUGAUUGUGGCUUUCUGAAAAACAAUAAUUUUUUACAUUUAGGCACUCCUGCAAUCACACUUUUUCUGUGACAAACUGACCCCGGCCCCUCCUCAGAGAAGGGAAAAGUUAUGUUGCCCUCACAGGAAAAGGUUUGGGGACCCCUUAUGUAGAUAAAUGCACUAUAUAAGUACUCUCCAUUUACCAUCUCUAAACGACACAGAUUUUAACAAUAAAACAAUUGACACAAAGCAAUUAAGCGUCCAUGUACUGUUUACAUAGACUGACGCUGGGCUGCUAUAGGUGUGCAAACACCCCAGUAAUGGCAGCCAACCACUAGAUGGUGACGUACACAAAUCUGUACUCGGAAUAGUCAAUAGAGUAGACAGGCAUAUUGAUGUGUCAAGAGGCACAGGCCAGAUUGCGGUCGUUAACAUUUGAUUUAUUAUUUCUCUGCAGCCCGGUAGCACGGACCGGUACUGGUCCCCGGCCCUGGGGUUGAAGAUCACUGACGUAAUGUACACCUGUUCAAAAUGACACGCACUUUAAAAAUAAAACUUUUUACACAAAAGAUAUUGUGUUCAAACAUCCAUCUAGUCCAAUCUAUAUGAAAAUUUAGCAGAUUAAAUUAGCAGACUUUUGUUGGGCAAAUUAGAACGCUACGAAUGCUAACGCAAAAACUUCAUUAUAAAUGCAUACUAGGCCUGAACGAUAUUUGAAAAAAACUAUCAUUGCGAUUUUUGGGGGGGUUUGCGAUAAAUUGCGAUAUCAUAUAUAUAUAUUAUAGCUAAUAAAAGAGAUCCAGGAUCUGCACACUUCCUGCUUUUCUGAAGUAAAACUAAAGUUUACAUGUUUAAAAAAAAAAAAAAAAACAUUGCACUUCCUGCGAUGUGACUAUUGGGCAUGCGCACAUUGCGAUGGCGAUGUUCAAACGUUAUAUUUUGCAGGCCUAAUGCAUACACAAACAUAUAUUAGCUGAAACAAUUUACAGCCUUAUGUGGGCCAAACUAGAGUGAAGCUGUCCUUUAUCCAUGUCAGAUGUCCAGCCAAACCCAACACUGCCACCAGAGGGCAGUGUAUCAUCCAUCAUUAAACAAAAUAAAACCUUUAGCACUUUUUGCGUAGUUAAUUUGUAGGAGUUAAUCGUAACUUACGCGGAAAUUCUGGUUAUGUCGCCAGCGUAGGAACGGAACUUGUUUGUAACCCGUGGACUACCUGUAUUUUCAAAUGAAUCGGGGUGUUCAUUCUUAAUAUAUAGAGUUAUCGAAACAAACAAGAAAAAAAAGACUCCUAAGUAUGAUUUGAUUAUGUUGUGUAAUGAUGCUAUUUUAGUCUGUGUAACACCUAUUUUUAUACAAGCAUUGGCAGAAUCUCUAUCCCUAAUCAAGUCUAUGUUUUGGAUUGCUUUGCACUUCUUGCACUAUAUUGACCAAACUAUGUUGUUGUCAUCAAAUAAACAUGAUGUCGGUUCUCAUGAUAUGAGUAGUGCAAAAAUAUGAGGAGCUGGGAAGGGGGGAGGGCAGCCAAAUGGGGAAUAUGUAUUAUGUAAGUAUAGACUCUGAGGUCUAUGUUAUAUACGGUAUGUGAGGAAAAGGAAGGAGCCCUAGGCUACUUUUUUCCUUCAUUCACAGCCAUUGACAGCGAUAAACGUCAAACGCCUGACAUUGAAUUCAUGUUUUAGUGCUGUUGACGGUGAUAGAUGUCCAAUCAAUUUUCCAAGUUUGAUGGUCGGUUUCCUUAGAUUUAGUGUUUUAAAUGGUUAAAAAAAGAAGUUAUAGUGGUACCUCUACUUACGCACUUCUCUACAAAGAGAAUUUUCAAGUAAAGACACGCCUCAACGUGAAAAUAUUGCCUCUUGUUAUGAAAGAAAUUUUAAGGAUACAAAAGGCGAAAAUACCGUAUGGUUGGGACUCGCAGCUUCCAGAGUUUACUGAUCGUAACAUGCUUAUAGCUGCUCUGCCAUUGGCUAUUACCUAGCAUUGUGUUUAUUGUGCAAUGAUCUAAUUGUAACAUGUAUUUGUUACAUGUGUUGAUGCAUUUUUAUGCAUUAUAAAAGAGUUAUGUCUGAAUUUUGGGGUUCUUGGAAAGAACGCAUCUCUACUUACAGAAUUUUCAGGUUACAAAACUACUUCCAGAACCAAUUAAUAUCAUGAGUAGAGGUACCAUUGUACUAUGCGGUCACCCAAAAAAUUUUUUUUAGAGCUUAUCUGGUUGUCCAUCAUGGUCAACGGCAGCCAGUGAGUUAAUAACAAUGGUCAAAAAACAAAAAAAGUUCAGUUAUUUUAAGUCUUACAGCUGUUUUAAAGCAUUGUUUUGGGUGCUGAAUCUAAAUAUGAUUUUAGUUUUUUCCCAGUUAUACUAACUUAAGAUUUGAAUUGGACAUAAUUUUGAUUUUUUUCUUUUUAGUAUUCCUGGCUCAUUCUAUCAAGUGGAUUUGGAAACUUAAAAUUUUGAGUUGAAACUUCUUAAUGGAAGUCCAGGUUCCAUAAAGUUUGGAGUUUUUAAAAUCAUAAAUUGUUUUAUUUUUUUGUUUAGUUUAGUUUAGUUCUCCAUCAAAAGUGCCUUGUUUUUUUGUUUAUUCCUGACUUACAGUAUGUAUAUCCAUUUAAUGUUGUAAACUUUAAAAUUUGAGUUUUAAUUAGCGGGAGUCCAGUUAAAUUAAAAUUUUGAGUUAUAAUGACAUAGCGGAAAUCCAGUUUAAUCAAAAUAUUGUGUUUUACCUGAUUUUUUUUUUUUUUUUACAUUUUUUUCCAUCAAAAUCUGACUUGAAUUAUCAUAUUCUGCAUCCCUUAUUAUUAUUUUUACAGCGUUGUUUCAACAUGUCCACAAUCACAUCCUUUGCAAAAAUUAAUUAUAAUAAUUAGAAAAAACGAGUUCAAUAAGCGUUGCAAAUAUGCCUUUUUUUUAAAAAUAUAUAUUUUUUGUUUGUGAUAUUUUGUUUCCCAUUAAAACAAUCCCAUAUGUUAAAUAAAGUUUUUAUAUAAAAUGCAUACAGUGGUAUGAAAAAGUAUUGGAACUUUUUGGAAUUUCUCAGAUUUCUGCAUAAAAUCACUAUCAAAUGUGAAAUAUGCAAUAUGAAAACCUAUAAAUGCUUGGGUGGUGUUAGCCAAAGCAGACACUGUUUUACAUCUGUGUGAUUUUAACAAAGAUCAGAUCACAUUUGAUGUUGAUUUUAUGCAGAAAUGUGAGAAAUUUCAAACCACUGUAGUUGAAAAAAAUUGUACGGAAAAACAGAAAAACUAAUAUCAGCUUUGGAUUCUGCACCCAAAUUACGUAAAAUAUUUAUAGCGGUUAGACCUAAAACGAUAACAAUAAUAUUGCCCGGUGUAAUCAAAUAACCCAAUAAUCUAAUACAAAUGGACCUAGACUAUCAUUAAUGGAUUAGGACAGGGGUCAGCUACCUAUUACACUCUGAAAGCCAUUUUGGUCCAGUUUCCAUGGAGGAGGGGAGACAGCACUGGGAGCUGGACAUGCUUUUUGUCAUCUGAAAUGAAUGUUAACUUGGGUACAUCUAUAAAUAUGAGUACAUGCUGUUAUGUUAACGGAUAACACAUUGUUAUUCUCAGAACACUCACCCAUGACAUGAAUUCACCAAUUAUGUAAAGUCACGGUGCCACUCAGAAGGUGUACCCAUAACGCUUGUGCGUAUACAAGUGGCCUAAGUGUUCUGUUAAAAAAAAAAAACCUGACUGGUUCGACUUACUAAAAGGAAGCUAAUUUCCUAUAUUAUAACUUGUAAGGGCAACAACGGCGCAAAGGCUUGUGGGUAAACCUUCUGAGUGGCACUGUGACUUUACAUAUAGUGGUAUGAAAAAGUAUCUGACCCUUUUGGAAUUUCCCACAUUUUUUACAUAAAAUCACACAAUUGACAAAACAGUGUCUGCUUUAACUAAAACAACCCAAACAUUCAUAGGUUUUCAUAUUUUAAUGAGGGUAGCAUGCAAACAAUCACAGAAGAAGGAAAAAUAAGUAAGCGAACCCUCUGCCUAAGGAGACUUAAAGAGCAAUUAAAACAAUUUUUACCAAACAUUUUAAUUCAGGUGUGUGCCCAAUCACUGAUGAGUGGAAUAAAGCUGCCCUGCCCAUUAUAAAACACACACCUGGUAAGAAAUGUUUUGAUGAGAAGCAUUGUCUGAUGUCAAUCAUGGCUCGGUCAAAACAGCUGUCUGAAGACCAAUUAAGCAUUGUUGAUUUGUAUAAAGCUGGGAAAGGAUACAAAACCAUAUCUAAAAGUCCGGCUGUUCAUCAAUCGACAGUCAGAAACGUUGUCUACAAAUGGACAGAGUUUGGCACUGUUGCUUCUCUCCCAAGGAGUGGCCGUCCACCAAAGAUAAUGCCAAGAGUUCAGUGUAGAAUACUCAGAGAGGUAAAAAAGAACCCUAGAGCGUCUGCUAAAGACUUACAGACAUCACAUAUACUGUAUGUACAACUAUAGCCUAGAAUGGUGUUCAUGGGAGGACUCCACGGAGGAAGCCAUUGCUGUCAAAAAAAAAAAAAAAAAACCUGCUCAUUUAAUGUUUGCAAAAACGCACUUACACACUUCAAGUUUUGGCAAAAUAUUUUGUGGACUGAUGAAACCAAAGUUGAAUUGUUUGGGUGUAACACACAAUGUCGUGUGUGGAGAAAAAAAUUGAACAACUCACCUCAUCCCCACCAUGAAGCAUGGUGGAGGGAGCAUCCAUCAUGAUUUGGGGCUGUUUUGCUACCUCAGGGCCUGGACAACUUGUAAUCAUUAAUGUAAGAAUGAAUUCAAAAGUUUUGCAGGAAAACCUGAGACCAUCUGUCAGACAGAUGAAGCUAAAAAGAGCAUGAAUGCUGCAACAAUACAAUGAUCCAUAACACAGAAGUAAAUCAACUUGAACCUCAUUGAGAUGCUGUAGUGUGACCUAAAGACAGCGAUUCAUGCCAGACAUUCCAGGAAUCCCACUGAACUAGAGCAAUUUUGUAGAGAGGAAUGGGCCAAGAUUAGUCCUGAUCGAUGUGCCAGACUGAUCUGCAGCUACAGGAAGCGUCUGGUUGAAGUUACUUUUGGCGCAAAACAUUAAAUGUGAUGGUUCACUUACUUAUUUUUCCCCCUUCUGUAAUUGUUUGCAUACUAUCCUCAUUAAAAUAUGAAAACCUAUAAAUGUUUGGGUGGUUUUAGUUCAAGCAGAAACUGUUUUUUCAUCUGUGCGAUUUUGACAAAGAUCAGAUCACAUUUGAUGGUGAUUUAAUGCAGAAAUGUGAGAAAUUCCAAAAGGUUCAGAAACGUUCAUGCCACUCUAGUUGGUGAAUUCGUGACACGUGGGAUUGUUCUGUUCAAAAAAAAAAAAAAAAAAAAAAAGGUACACAACUGAAGCCUGACUUUUUCUGCUUACUAAAGAAAAGCUAAUUUUUUUGUGAAAAAUCUCAUAAAUGCAACAUUAUAUUUUAAUCAACUAUCCACGUUUAAUUUGUAAAUUUGAGCCACAUCAAUAGCCGAAUGUGGCUCCAGAGCCGCGGGUUGUCUACCCCCGAAUUAGGAUGUCAGUGAUUCACUCAAGGUGUAUCAAAUGUCUCCAGUUAUGCGUGUUUUGUCGAGCGUUAUACCCAAAAGCAUGACAAAUUCACCACAACGGCCUUGAGAUUAUUUUUUGUUUUCAUUUUUAUAAGUAUCCCCAAAACAACAAAGCACCGCCUCUGGAUUUAGAGUCGGCUGUUUUCUAUUUUAAAUCCUUAAGUAAACAUCCCACACAUGUGAUUUUUGUGAAAUGACCAAAAAUAGUUGACCCACUUCAAUUCAGUAUAUAAGGAGGUUUAUAAAAACGCGGCACGCAAAUGCGAUUCGUGGCUUUACGUCUUUGAAUGUCAGAUUUCUUUUGUUUCACCGCGGCUACCUUUUGUGCAAAUGAGCCGCCAUCUUUUCAUGAAAGAAGCGAUGAGAGCAGAAGGCACCAUUUGGGAGAUGAGGAAUCCUGGAACUGAGUGUAACUGUGGACAUGUCACAGACGUGAGCAGGGGCAGUGAAUCAUAGCCAGGAUGUGUGUGUGUGUGUGUGUGUUUGUUUCUCUAUGUGUGUGUGCGCGUUGGCCUUUCAGAUCAGUUUGGCUGACAGCAUUUUUGUUUUAUGUACAUGCAUAUAUAUUUUUUCGCUGCUUACGCGCCAAAUCUUUAAUUAGAAUGGACUAGCAGUGCGGCCCGACGUUGCUCGGGUUUGUGUAACGUGAACGCAAUACAACCGAAUCGCAGAUAAAACAUACUUUCCUGAGAAAUGCAGCUGUAAUGUAGUAAUAGGAAAAGGACACCAUAAAGGGGGUAAUGAGCAAUCGCUUUUCCAGCUCUCUGUACAGUAUUUUAGAGAACAAUGAGAGAGACAGUUUUUAUGUUUCACACAUGCUGCUUUUGUGCCCCAAACACCGCACGCACCAAGAGACAGCACCUCUAAUGCACAUAAAACACCACAACAUAACGAAUAACAAUUGAAGGGAUUCUGACCUUUUAGCCAAAUUACCGGAAUCAAGCCAGCCGAACAGCCAGACCCGCGCUGGCGCAGCUCCAACGACCCAGGCCGGCGAGACCCCGAAAGCCCGGCCAAAAGGCCAAACUCCGCGCCUUCACCCUAGUCUUAACCAGGGGUGAAAUUGGCUAGAAUUUGUUGCCGGAACUCCCCGACGUGAAGGUCGCCAGGGAGCCAGAAAUUUAAAAUUUUUUUUUUUUCCUUUUCUUUUU